Messenger RNA from Nematocida minor, 633 nucleotides. RefSeq names its product mRNA turnover protein 4. Lineage: Eukaryota; Fungi; Microsporidia. The record is from RefSeq and is a predicted model, not a curated record. Gene Ontology annotation, molecular function: RNA binding. The coding region runs from base 1 to 633 and encodes 210 amino acids. Gene Ontology annotation, biological process: rRNA processing; nuclear-transcribed mRNA catabolic process; ribosomal large subunit biogenesis. Gene Ontology annotation, cellular component: preribosome, large subunit precursor; nucleolus. The transcript has a single exon.
AUGGCAGCAGAAACACAAAAAACAAAAAGAGAAAGAAUAGACAAUGCGCUUUCUAAUGUAGGAUCAUACCAAAGAAUAUUCAAGCUGCUCUGCGACAACAAGACAGCGUUCAUACAGAAGCUGAAAAGAGACUUUAGAAGCGUGAAAUCAGAGCUCUUCUUUGGAAAGUACAAGAUGGUGCACACAGUCCUGGGAAGAAUCCUGUCCUCCGACCAGAUGGUAAGCCUCAAGGGGAAGGUGGAGUACAAAAAAUCAGAUAAAGUAUUUUUAUUUUUGCUAUCCGAUCAGCCCGUUGAGAAGAUAAAAGGCAUGCUUGAGAAGGUGCAGCACACUGACUACGAGAGAAAGGGCGACGUGCUCAGCAAAGACAUUGUGCUUCCAGUUGGCGAGCUGCUGAACGAGGAGAGCAUAAAAAUAUCCAACACUCUGUUCAAAGACAUACAGAAGCUGGGAAUAGACAACAUCAGAAUAAACCCAAAAACAAACAACAUAGAAGUAACAGAACAGAUUGUUCUUGGAAGAAAGGGAGAACAGAUGACCGAAGAGCAGGAGAAGAUGGUAAAGAUACUUGGAAUCAAGAACAAGAAGCACGGCGCAGUCGUUGUAGGCUUUGCAGAGAUCCAGAAAGAAUAA